AUGGCGUUUCUUAAUAUGUUUAAUACUAGUAUACGUUGCGCGCGCAAGCGCGCGUGUGAAUGUUGGUAUGGAAUUAUCUAUAUUUUCAUGCUUAUGAUAUGUUUGACCAAUCACGUUACGAAUAAAAUGUCUUCAUCAAUAACUUUAAAAAAAUUUUUAAACUUGAAACAAUACAAAGUUUUCAAUGAAAAUUUUUGUAUUUAUUCAACUGAUUGUUCAGAAUAUUUUACAAAAAUAAAAAAAAAUCUGAAGGCGUGGAUAUUUAAAUUAACAGAACUUUUUGUUAAAAUUCAGGGAUUAAUAGAGAUGUACGAGCGGGUUGUUUUAAUUAAAGUUUUAGUCCAUUGUCUAUUAUAUGAAUGCGUAGAUACAAUAGUUGUAGUAAAACUUCUGACGAUGCUGCCAACCGAAGAGGAAAGAUCGAGAAUCCAAGAAGCGCAGGCCGCCAGUCCGGAUCUGCCUCUCGGUUCAGCAGAACAGUUUCUACUUACUCUUGCUUCCAUAUCUGAGCUACCGGCAAGAUUGAAGCUCUGGGCUUUCAAACUCGACUUUGAGAACUCUGAGAAGGAAAUAGCAGACCCGUUGAUGGAUCUUAAGCAAGGUAUGGAGACGUUGCGGAUGAAUAAAACGUUCCGUGGUAUUCUGAGCACACUGCUAUCAAUCGGGAUAUUCUUGAACGGAAAUGAGGUGAAGGGCUUUCAGCUGGAAUAUCUCACCAAAGUACCUGAAGUCAAGGACACCGUACACAAGCAUUCUUUGCUCCAUCACCUUUGUCAUAUGGUGAUGGAGAAGUUCCCGGACUCGACGGAUCUUUACUCUGAAAUCGGAGCUGUAACCCGAGCGUCGAAGAUUGAUUUUGACGAGUUGGCGUCAAAUAUCAGCAAGCUUGAGAGUGAAUGCAAAGCCUCUUGGGACCAUCUGAAGCUUAUUGCCAAGCACGACGGCUCAACAAUGAUGAAAGUAAAAAUGUCAGACUUUUUAGCCGAUUGUGCGGAAAGAAUUAUAGUACUGAGUAUCGUUCAUCGGCGAAUAAUCAAUAGGUUUCACAAAUUUAUUCUCUGGCUUGGUAUUCCCUUGCAUCGUGUUCAAGACACAAAGCCCAAUGAAUUCUGCAGAAUUGUAUCUGAAUUCGCGCUGGAAUACAGAACGACUCGCGAACGUGUUAUACAGCAGCUGGAGAAGAAAGCGAAUCAUCGUGAGAGGAAUAAGACGCGGGGAAAAAUGAUAACUGAGGCAAAUCGAGCUGACGCAGAACUUAGACAACUUCUUGGCAGUGAUAUUUCUGACGUUGAAAGUAUACACGGACGAACCUUGCUGGGCCCCAUUCUGAGGGACGAGACGACCAACGGAAACGUCACAGACGGCGAUGACGAGCUCCUGGAGUCGCUGGUGAAGACUGCAACCAAGUGUCCGUCUACCAGGACAACCCCGCGCGAGCGCAAGAGGACGCGAAACGCCGAUCUGCGCAGGACUCUGAAAAACGGACUGUCGGAGGAAGAGAAGAAGCAUAUAGCGGCGUACAUAAAGGGCUACUGA
Molecule: messenger RNA, 1536 nt
Organism: Cotesia congregata
Lineage: Eukaryota; Metazoa; Arthropoda; Insecta; Hymenoptera; Braconidae
Source: the annotation of a GenBank genome assembly